Histoplasma mississippiense is the source of this 1869-nucleotide messenger RNA. RefSeq lists its product with no specific name. The transcript is spliced from 6 exons. The coding region runs from base 1 to 1869 and encodes 622 amino acids. The record is from RefSeq and is a predicted model, not a curated record. NCBI's taxonomy places the organism in Eukaryota, Fungi, Ascomycota, Eurotiomycetes, Onygenales, Ajellomycetaceae.
AUGCCAUCUCUGGGACCUGAGUCCCCGAAACCGCGAACUUGCGACGUCGCUCAACCACCAAGCCGAUACGUUUCUCCAUCCCGUCGCACCGUCUUGGACUUUGACGACGCGGAGCUGGACGAGUACCUCCAGAACAGAAGGAGUAUCUCUGUCGACGAGUUUGAGAAUGUGCCGGAGUCUUUUAUUCAGAGAUUAAGCGAGCACGGAGCAGUCAAAUCGCAUCCAGUGGACUUGGAUCAAGUCAGCGCGCGCCUUCUACAUGUCGCCACGGAUAAAGAACAGCAAGACCAACAACUCGUUCCUCAAAAGCGAUUGGCCAAAUAUGAGGAUUCCUUUGAUGGGUUUGCGUGGCCGAAUGAAUCUGUUUGUGGAACUACUCCAUCCCCCGAUCCCGAGGCAGAAAGACGUGAAGCCCUGCAGAGAGAGGCAGAUGCGUACCAAGCCCUCGUCCAAGCCGGUGGGCGACCAUCGCACUCCUUUCACGGUACGCCCUCCGAAAUUUACAAAAAUCUCUCGACCAGUGAUCCGACUAGACAAGACAACUUGACUACAUGGAUUGAAUAUCUUGGCUAUGAGUAUUGGUGGUUCGAUCGAUACGCCCUUUCGAGCCGCCAACAAGAAUGGCUAGACAGUAAGUGGAAGGAGGUCGUUGACAGCAAUGUAUUGACUCACUUCGAGACACAGGAAUCUGUAUAUGAAUAUGAACAUCUACUACAAAGGGUUAACGAAUUGGAGUUAUCUCAGAGGGCUGUGGAAACUGCGAAAUCUGCCGUGUUGGCUCAAAAAGCCGUCUUCGACUCAGAAGACCCCAGCCAUUCCAUCAAAGAGAAUGAUCGACGACUGCAGGAAGCUCAAUCUAAACUAGAUGUGGCGGAGAAGGACCAUGAUUCCAUGAAACGCCGAUAUGAACUCAUCAGCGACUUCGUUCGAGACACAAUCAAGACUCGAAGGUCCAAAAAGAAUUCACAACGUCAUGCUAUAUUGCUACGAUGGAUACUAGACCAACUCCUUAUCAUCGAACAUGAGAUGGAGCAAGUCGAAACGCGGACGGACGCCUUGAACGAAGAAUCUAUCAAUGGAAAGCCGAAGCCCAAGCAAACCGACUAUCUAAACGCGGGAAAAGGCCACGGAGAUCAGAAGGACAAGCAUACGGAGAAUCACACGGCCUUAAAUCGUCAGGCACCUGUAGCCACCACGUCUCAAGGGAGGAAAGGCCGCAAGCGCAGCCAUGACAUUACUAACGAAGCACAGCAAUCAAAACGGCCGAGAGGUAAUGGCCGUCAGGGCACCCUCUCUCGUUCCAAAAUAUCUGAGUCGGUAGCUGCAGCUGCAGCAACAGAAGCGGCCGCCAAAAUGUCACGUAAUCCCAACCCUCCUACGUCAAGAAUGACCAGGCAGCAACGAAUCGCAACUACAAUGGCAGCAGAGGGGCGGAGGGAUGUUAAAGAUAUUGACGAGGUUUCUCGCCAAGUCACUUCGCAUGGGAAACGACUUUCAAAGCAGCAAAGAAACGGUAAUCAAACGAGGAAUACCUCUGCUUACGCUACACAUGCAGUAACAUCAAAAGCAGCCACUGAAGAGCUGCAAAUCCCCGAGGCCGCCGCAUCAAGGGUAGCCAGACCAAAGUCAAAAGCAGCUACCUCUCACCUGGAUUUCAUCGAAGAUAAUCCUGAACUCGGCCAAGGCCAACACAGACGGCGCCCGUUCAUGGACGAACUUUGUGGCCCCGGUUCUACCUUAGUAACGACGGAGCAUUGCUUCUGUGAUGCAUCGGAAGCUUUAGCGCCAUAUUUCAGCUCUGAUAUGGAUUCAAGAUCGGUCCGCUGCAAAAAUUGGCCUCCCCAUGCUUCAAACCACUCCGUUCAAUAA